GGACUGAUAAAAAAUGAAAGCUCCCAUUCCUCUUCUGAUCCUGCUUCAUGCUGUUGUGGUCCAUUGCCUGAAAGUGGUGUCGAAGAGAGGCUCAGUGGAAGGCUGCACAGAUUGGUCAGUGGACUACCUGAAAUACAAAGUGCUUCUGGGGGAACCUGUACGGAUUAAGUGCGCUUUAUUCUAUGGAUAUAUCCGGGCCAACUACACCCAUGCGCAGAGCACGGGACUUAGCCUUAUGUGGUACAAGAGCGCUGGCCAUGGGGACUUCGAGGAACCAAUCAGUUUUGAUGGCACAAGGAUGAGCAAAGAAGAGGACGCCAUAUGGUUCCGCCCAGCAGAGUUGGACGAUGUGGGAUACUAUUCGUGUGUAUUAAGGAACUCCACAUACUGCAUGAAGGUGUCCAUGUCUCUCACGGUGGCGGAAAAUGACACGGACCUCUGCUACAACUCCAAAAUGAGGUUCUUUGAGAAGGCGGAACUAAGCAAAAGCAAAGACAUCCUCUGCCCGGGCAUUGAGGAUUAUAUACAGCCAGGAGUGGAGCCUGAAAUUGUGUGGUACAAGGAAUGCAAGCCAAAGCAGUGGAGACAAACCAUAGAACGGAGGAGGGACACACUGUCCAUCAAGGAAGUACGGGAAGAUGACAUUGGGAAUUACACCUGUGAACUGCCGUUUGGGAACUUUGUGGUCCGACGGACGACUGAGCUGUCAGUCACAGCUCCCCUGACAGACAAGCCGCCAAAAAUCCUUUUCCCUUCAGAGAGCCAAAUGAGCAUCAUAGAGAUGGCAAUAGGUAGUCCUGUCAACCUGACAUGCAGAGCGUUCUUUGGAUACAGCGGAGACGUCAGUCCACUAAUCUACUGGAUGAAGGGGGAGAAGUUUAUUGAAGAUCUGGAUGAGGAGCGGGUUCAAGAGAGCGAGAUCAAGACAAUCCGGGAGCACCUGGGUGAACAGGAGGUCUCCAUCUCUCUCACCAUCGACUCUCUGGAGGAGAGCGAUCUGGGCAAUUACUCCUGCUAUGUGGAGAACGGCAACGGGCGGCGACAGGCCAACAUCCAGCUCACCAAGAAAGCUGAGCUGAUGUACACGGUGGAGUUGGCCGGCGGUCUGGGAGCGAUCCUGAUGCUGCUGAUCUGCCUGGUGACGCUGUACAAGUGCUACAGAAUCGAGCUCAUGCUCUUCUACCGGAACCACUUUGGCAGCGAGGAUAUAGAUGGAGAUAACAAGGACUAUGAUGCUUACCUGUCCUACACCAAAGUGGACCCGGACCAGUGGAGCCAGGAGACCCGGGAGGAGGAGCGUUUUGCCUUGGAGAUCCUCCCCGACGUGCUGGAGAAGCAUUAUGGGUAUAAACUCUUCAUUCCAGACAGGGAUUUGAUCCCCACAGGAAGUUUCACCAAUGAUCAUUUCCAGGAUGACACAAGACUACUUAGAGCCUACAUCGAGGACGUGGCGCGCUGCGUGGACCAGAGCAAGCGCCUCAUCAUCGUCAUGACGCCCAGCUACGUGGUGCGGAGGGGGUGGAGCAUCUUUGAGCUGGAGACGCGGCUGCGCAACAUGCUGGUGACCGGCGAGAUCAAAGUCAUCCUGAUCGAGUGCGCCGAGCUACGAGGCAUCAUGAACUACCAGGAGGUGGAGGCCCUCAAACACACCAUCAAGAUGCUGACGGUCAUCAAGUGGCGCGGCUCGUCCAGCAACAAGCUCAACUCCAAGUUCUGGAAGCAGCUGCUCUACGAGAUGCCCUUCAAGCGAAUGGAGCCCCUUAGCAUCUCCCACGAGCAGGUGCUGGACGUCAGCGAGCAGGGCCCCUUCGGCGAGCUUCAGACCGUCUCGGCCAUCUCCAUGGCAGCGGCCACCUCCACCGCCAUGGCGACGGCACACCCGGACUUGCGCUCGACCUUUCACAACUCUUGCCACACCCAGAUGAGGCAGAAACACUAUUACCGUAGCUACGACUACGACCUGCCACCCGGCGGCACGCUCCCUCCACUCUCCUCGCUAGGCAACCAGCACACCUACUGCAACAUCCCCAUGACGCUCAUCAACGGACAGCGGCCGCAGUCCAAGUCACCACGCCAGCAGAGUCUGGAGGAAGGCCACGGCAACAACGCCAUGCUGCCGCUGCUCCCCAGAGAGACCAGUAUAUCCAGUGUCAUCUGGUGACAGGGACGGUGCAGGGCGGGGUAAGACUGUGGAUCUAAACGAUGUCCAACACAGGGAGGACUCACCAAUUGGCACUUGGACCCUGAACGCACCGGAUGGACCGGAAUGGCACUAAGCUACUUGCUGCUGUUGAAUUUGCACCAGAUAAAAACAAAAGGAGGGGACGGGGAGGGGAGGAUGGGGCAUCACUGGACAAACUGGAGCUGGAGGAGGUGGUGGCAGAUUUUUGUUUUGUUUUGUUUGUUUUUGGUCCAAUAAGAGCUUUUAUUGAAACUGAACCACAAAAGUUCUACUGAACAACAAAAAAAAAAAAGAA
Molecule: messenger RNA, 2477 nt
Organism: Acanthochromis polyacanthus (spiny chromis)
Lineage: Eukaryota; Metazoa; Chordata; Actinopteri; Pomacentridae
Product: interleukin-1 receptor accessory protein-like 1
Exons: 11
Coding region: 14-2161 (715 amino acids)
Biological process (GO): negative regulation of exocytosis; signal transduction
Molecular function (GO): interleukin-1 receptor activity
Source: RefSeq, a predicted model, not a curated record